AUGACCCCCCUUCGCAGGUUGGCUGAUAGCUUUGACGCUUUCCUGGCAUCCCAGGUGCUGAUCCCGCAGAUCCCUCGAUUGCUUGGCCCUGGUUUGAACAAGGCCGGAAAGUUCCCCACGCUGGUGCAGCACUCCGACAACCUGGAGACCAAAGUCACUGAGGUGAGAAGCCAGGUGAAGUUCCAGUUGAAGAAGGUGCUUUGUAUGGGCGUUGCAGUGGGCAACGUUCAAAUGACACCGGAUGAGCUGAGGCAGAACUGCCUGAUGGCCAUUAACUUCCUGGUGUCCUUGCUCAAGAAGAACUGGAACAAUGUGAUCAAAGAGCUGCUUGGAAAGGGUUCAGUAGUUGAAUCUUUGGAUCUCAAAGAAGCUCCCGACAUUUUGGCUCAGGUGCUGUCGGAUGAGGAGCUUGGACGUUUCACAACAAAGUUGGUGGAUGUGUCGGAUACGGCCAAGGCGCAGGGAUGCGCAGGGUCUUGGGUGAAGAAGCUUUGCUACCAUUCGAGCCAGCACCGCCAGGUGAAGGACGCGAUCCUGAACUUCAAGCCAACUGCUGUGAUCCAUUUGGCCGGAGUGCAAAUUCCAACGGUGCGCAGCAAUGCUCCACUUGGUGUUGCAGUGAAUCUGUUGGGCACCAUCAAUGUUUUUGAGGCAGUCAAGGCUUUAGCAGAACAGGAAGUACCCUCUGCCACCGAAGCCUUCUCUUCGUCUUUGUCCAGUGUGCUUGCCUGCGCCUCAGAAAGCGAUGGGAAGAUUUUGGCUCUGACCGAUGACAUGCCGCGCGCACAGAGGCAAUGGCAGUUCCAUGUAGAGCAGACCUUCAGCUUCAGAGACUUGAGCAUCGAGAAAGAUGAGCUUGCAUCAGUCAGAGACUGGCUGCGGAAAGGAGCGCGUGGCCUGAAGCUGCUCACGGCCGACUUGUCAACCCCACAGGCAACCGGCGUUGCUUCAGCUCGGCUGUAUGCCCGUUUCAAUCGGCGCACAGGCUGCGUGAGGGGUGGUGGAAAGCAGUUCCAUGUUGAUGGAUCGGUCAAUGAACCUUUGAAAGCUGUGCGUGUGAAGUGCUGUGCUGGGGAGGAGAGGGAGGCACGCAAUCGCAAGGGAGGCGCUGGUCGUGUGACUGUUGCUGAGCUUAAAAGAGUGCUUGACUGUGCUGACGCUCUCUUGGAAAGCGGUUGCAAACCGACUCCCAGUGCUGUGGCCAUGGAGGUGGGCGAUUGGUGCGCCAGCUAUCCGUGCCGUUCUGAAGCACAGGCGACAGACGCGGGGCAAGUCAACGCGAACCACAAGAAGCUGAGUUGCGGGCUCAUCAAUGCUUUGAUGCCUCUCAUCAUUGACUUCCAUGGUCCAUGCGGAACAUUGAAUCUCACGUGGAAGAAGAGCGCGACCUGCGAAGAGGAAGAGGCCGCGUUGAGUGAGAAGUUGAGUGAAGACGCUGCAAAAGAGACGACCGACGAGGAUGUCGGUGCGAUUGCGCAGAAGCCGCAGAAGCAGCUUCGGAAAAAGGUUGCGAUUAAAAAGUCGACUUGCUUCCAAGAAAACGAGUCGCAAGGUCACUCGCGACCAACAGGAGCAGGGUACCGUGUGGAGGCUGAAGCCGCGUUGGCGCGCCAGACGGCCACGGAAGACAUCAUGGAGCAGGUUUUUCGUGACUCGGUUUGCCUCGCGCGCCACGCGCGUCGCAGUACGCUUGUCUCCAUGCGCGCGAACUUCGGUGACCCGCUGCUGAGGCUUGAGCCUGGGAAUUGGCUGAAAACCGGGGGGCUGGAAAAGUUGUCCCAGUCGCCUACGCUUCCUCUGGUGCUGUUCUUGGGCCUUCUUCCGAUUAUGCUUCAGGCGCACCUCUUCCUGCUGAAAGAGACUACCACAGGUCUCCGUCCACUGACCAUUUUCGGCGUGGGGCGAGAGAUUGGCCUCACAUCUGGCCCCACGAAAGCCGUGAAGGCGGCGAUCUUGGGGCGCCGCUUUGAGAUUGAGGUGUCUGGGACCACGGGAUUUCAUCACGUGGCCGAUGUGGCGAGGCUCUUUGUGGAGACCCUGGGAGGAGCUGUUCGCCAACCUGGAGCGCAUGUCUGUGGCAUCAAGGGCCACGUGGUGUCCUAUGAGGAGUUUUUAAAGGAGGCCGCCAAGAUUGUACCAGAGGUUCGCCUCAGUUGCACAAGUGCAGUGUGGCAAACAUUGACCAGUGCAAAUUACGAGUAUGUGCCGAAAUCUUCAGACUGUUGA
Molecule: messenger RNA, 2226 nt
Organism: Durusdinium trenchii
Lineage: Eukaryota; Dinophyceae; Suessiales; Symbiodiniaceae
Source: the annotation of a GenBank genome assembly